Andrographis paniculata is the source of this 1316-nucleotide messenger RNA. Its product is annotated as heat stress transcription factor A-6b-like. Bases 170 to 1294 code for a protein of 374 amino acids. Lineage: Eukaryota; Viridiplantae; Streptophyta; Magnoliopsida; Lamiales; Acanthaceae. Gene Ontology annotation, molecular function: RNA polymerase II cis-regulatory region sequence-specific DNA binding; DNA-binding transcription factor activity. The record is from RefSeq and is a predicted model, not a curated record. Gene Ontology annotation, biological process: regulation of transcription by RNA polymerase II. The transcript has 2 exons. Gene Ontology annotation, cellular component: nucleus.
CAAUAUCUCUCUCUACAUAUAAUAUAUUUAUUUAUUAAAAAAUUAAAUAAACAAAAAAGUAGCUAGUCUGUUCAAAAAAAGGGUUAUUACAGUGAGAUCAGCUGAGGCAGCAGAUCGAUAUUGCAGAGAAGAUAAUUGAAGGUAAACAAAUUCAAGAACGACGCCAUUGAUGGAUGCAGUAGGUCUUAAUGUUCCUCAGCCAAUGGAGUGCUUACACGAAUCAGCCCCGCCGCCGUUCCUCAGCAAAACCUACGACUUCGUCGAAGAUCCAAACACAAACCACAUCGUAUCCUGGAGUAGAGCCAACAACAGCUUCAUCGUUUGGGAUCCUCACAACUUCGCCAUGAAUCUCCUCCCCAGGUACUUCAAGCACAACAAUUUCUCCAGCUUUGUCCGACAGCUCAAUACCUACGGCUUCAAGAAAGUCGAUCCAGACAAAUGGGAGUUCGCCAACGAAGGGUUUUUGAGGGGACAAAAGCAUUUGCUAAAAGACAUUAAAAGAAGAAAGACAACCUCUUCAUCAUCUUCAACUUCUUGUUCUAAUGUCAAUUUCCAAAAUUCUCAACAUUCUAACAACUCCGGCGGCGGUUUUGAACCGUCGUGUGUGGAGGUCGGAAUGUUCGGAUUGGACAUGGAGAUCGAUCAGCUCCGUCGAGACAAGCAAGUGCUGAUGGCGGAGCUGGUAAGGCUCCGGCAGCAGCAACAUUCGACGAAUUCUUACCUCAAAAAAAUGGAGCUAAGGUUAAAAGGGACAGAAAACAAGCAGCAGCAGACGAUGAGUUUUCUCGCAAAGGCGAUAAAGAAUCCGUCAUUCUUACAGCAGAUGGCGCGGCAGAAGGCGAGGAUGAAGGAGAUCGAGGAGGAAAUAAGCAAGAAAAGGCAAAAAAGGAUCGAUCAUCCGGCGUCGUCAAAAGAUGUCCGAGAAUUAGGUCAUUUAGGGUUUUUGGAUGAUCCAAAAUUGGAUCUUUCUUGUGUUAAGAUGGAAUUGGGAAUGGAAGAAUCUGAGGAAUUGAUUAAGGAUGAUCAUGGUGGAUUGUUUGGUGUAGAAUUUGAGGGAUCUUUGGCAAUGGACAACAUGGGAGAUCAUCAAAUGAUCUUGCAAGAAGAUUGUUGUGGUAAUGAAGAAAUAGGGUUGAUGAAUUCGAAUAAUCGAGAUAAAGGGAUAAUCGAUGAAGGGUUUUGGGGAGAUUAUCGAUUCGAGGGAAUCGACGGACAGUUGGAUGGCGACAACGACGAAGAUCCGAUUGUGGAUGCUUUUGCUGAUCAAUUAGGGUUCUUGAAUUCUAGUCCAUGAUUUGAAAUUGGGGUUUUUUCUA